UCCCGGGGAUGUCUCAGUGCCCAGGUCUUAUUGAUUGGUUCGUGCGCGUCACUGUCUGCAGCUUCUACAUUGGCGCUGGCUGUGUCACUCCCGCUUCUCUCUAUCCGGGGAUAGGCUGCUCAGCCUGGGAUUCACAGGAGCUAGAGGUCGGCCGGAGAACAUAAGUAUGGCGGCUGUUGUAAGGAGGUCAGGCAACUUGUUCCUCAAGUAUAGUAACUAUGUUCGCCACCGUGUUGUGUCUUCCAGAUCAAUGGCCUCAAAAGCCCAAGUGGGAUUUAUUGGUCUGGGCAACAUGGGUAAUCCAAUGGCGAAGAAUCUCAUAAAGAAUGGCUAUCCAAUUAUUGCUUCAGAUAUCUUCCCAGAAUCAUGCAAGGAAAUACAGGACUUAGGAGCACAGAUUAUGGACUCUCCUGCUGAAGUAGCUGAGCGGGCUGAUAGGGUCAUAACUAUGUUGCCAUCAAGUCCUAAUGUGAUUGAGGUUUACACAGGCCCAAAUGGCAUUUUAAAAAAAGUUAAGAAAGGCUCCUUGCUAAUUGACUCGAGCACAAUCGAUCCAGCUAUUUCUAAAGAAAUGGCCAAAGCUGCAGAAAAGAUUGGAGCAAUGUUUAUGGAUGCACCUGUAUCUGGAGGUGUUGGGGCAGCACGAGCUGGCAACCUCACUUUCAUGGUCGGGGGAUUGGAAGGAGAAUUUAAUGCAGCCAAAGAAUUGCUGAGCUGCAUGGGAAACAAUGUGGUUUACUGUGGAGAGGUUGGAACUGGACAGGCAGCAAAGCUCUGUAACAACAUGCUUCUAGCUAUUGCCAUGAUUGGAACUGCUGAAACAAUGAAUCUGGGAAUCAGGCUAGGGCUUGACCCGAAGCUUCUGACAAAAAUUGUGAAUAUGAGCUCAGGCCGAUGCUGGUCAAGCGAUACCUACAAUCCUGUACCGGGUGUGAUGGAUGGUGUCCCUUCCGCGAAUGAUUAUCAAGGUGGCUUUGCAGCAUCAUUAAUGGCGAAGGAUCUGGGAUUAGUACAAAACACAGCGACGAACACUAAGACCCCUGCUUUAUUAGGAUCGUUGUCUCAUCAGAUUUACAGGAUGAUGUGCGCACGGGGCUAUGCUCAGAAAGACUUCUCGUCAGUGUUUCAGUUCCUGCGAGAAGAGGAGAAUAUUUAAACUUGACCAACACCAAAAUGCAUCUUGAGAAAAUAGGCAUGGGACUGUCAGUGAGUGUUCAAGCAAGUUCAGUUGUCCGACAAAAAAAAACAACAGGAUAAUUCUAUAGCCAUAAAUCAUGGUCCCAAAGUGGCUGCCUAGUUUCUUAGCAAACGGUUUGUGUAGUUGUGCACAUGAAUUCCCUGAUUUAAUUGUGUGGAAUUAGAUAAUGAAAACAUUUUGAAACUGAAUUGCAAGCAAGAUGACUAAGAAGGUUUGAGGCUGUUACACACUAUGUAGGUUUAUUGUAAUUUUAUGAGAAGUGAUUAGGAAGUUAGUUUUUGUUUUGAACUUCCUUACCUGUUACUUCAGUAAAACAUAAAUUAUAAAUUUUCAUUUUAACUUUGAUUUGUUUACCUAAAUAAUACAUGGCAUAAACAGAUGGCAACUAUUAUUUUUUCUUUACUAUUCAAUUAAUGUGAUUUUAAAUUGAAAUAAAAUUCUACUACUUAUGUAUGGGAUUCAA
This is a messenger RNA of Hemiscyllium ocellatum (epaulette shark), 1661 nucleotides long. RefSeq names its product 3-hydroxyisobutyrate dehydrogenase b (gene hibadhb). Gene Ontology annotation, biological process: L-valine catabolic process. NCBI's taxonomy places the organism in Eukaryota, Metazoa, Chordata, Chondrichthyes, Orectolobiformes, Hemiscylliidae. The transcript has 8 exons. The record is from RefSeq and is a predicted model, not a curated record. Gene Ontology annotation, cellular component: mitochondrion. Gene Ontology annotation, molecular function: NAD binding; NADP binding; 3-hydroxyisobutyrate dehydrogenase activity. The coding region runs from base 167 to 1156 and encodes 329 amino acids.